Rhagoletis pomonella (apple maggot) is the source of this 6033-nucleotide messenger RNA. Its product is annotated as serine-rich adhesin for platelets. The coding region runs from base 831 to 5441 and encodes 1536 amino acids. NCBI's taxonomy places the organism in Eukaryota, Metazoa, Arthropoda, Insecta, Diptera, Tephritidae. The transcript has 8 exons. The record is from RefSeq and is a predicted model, not a curated record. Gene Ontology annotation, molecular function: protein binding.
CGAAGUGAAUGUGUUUGAAAUUGGCGCGCGCGUAUUUGAACGAAAUAAACCGGCUGAAAAAAAUAAAAAAUAAAGGUAUGCAAAUAGGUAGCAAUGCACAAAUUGCAAGACAAAAAUGUCGCUGCACUGAUAAGGAAACUGUAAAAAAAAAUUGUGUAAAAUGCAUGCAAGUAAACAAUGAAUUCGAAGCCUAAAAGUAUUUGUGUGAUUGAAUUGGCUGACGGCGGCAAAGUGCAGUGAAAAACGAAGCUGGUGAGUUGGAGUUUCUCGUGCAGCGAACAAAAAAAAAACAAAGAAAAACAAAACCAGUGCCGGUGUAAUAAUGAAAUUGAGCUGCCCGCCUUAACAACAACAAUUAAAGCAGUAGCAGUAGCGGUGGCUUGUAAACGUAAUUUAUGGACCUUGAUGAGUUGCUAAUUGAAUUUGAUAAAAUGUGUAAAUUGGUGUGAAAUGUGACAGAAAGUGAAGAUAAAAAUUCGAUUUCAUUUUAAUUACUUACAAUUAAUGUGUGUGCAAGAGAUACCAGUGCAAUGGUAUAAAGUUUUAAGGCAAGCUGAAAAAGAAUUAUAAUCAACUUAGUUAAUGACACAAAACGACUUUCGUGAUUGAAGCGGCAGAUUGAUGUGGGGAACGAUACAUACAAGUGAAAAAUAAAAUAAAAAUUGAAAUAAUUACAACAUUUUGCAGCUGUUGCAGCCGGUCUUCAAGGAGAGGCAAAUUUUCAUUGACAACAAGCGCAAUUAAAGUGCCAAACUCUCCGGCUUCGUUUGCUACAACCACCAACUGACAAAGUUGGUCCAUAAAAACUUAGCCGGAUAGCAAUAUAAAUUAUGCGCCUCUUCAAGACACGCAAGUCUAUCGACACAUUUGGCAGCAGCACCAACAACACAGCAAUAACCUCACCACACCAGCAACAAUUUAAUUCCGCUGCGUCAACGGCGACGCCUACCCCAAACGCCGCAACAUGCGCCGUCAAAUUCAGCAAAACCAUCGCCGGCAGCACUUCCAUUUCAUCCUCUCUUCCCGAUUUGCAUGAUUCGCCCGUUAUGAUUCUUAGCUGCACCAAUCUGAGCGCCAGCCACACACCCACACCACGCACGCCCACCAGCGUCGGUGUACUCAGCCCCAGCAAUAGUGGCGCAUCGACACAAACUCAUUCACCUGCCGCUGGCGGUGGCUACACGCACACCUACAGCAGCCUUAACAGUAGUGGCCGCCAAACACCGUCGGCACUUUCGGUGGCUUCGCUCAAUGAUGCCGCACUACAGCGGCUGCACCAUCACCAACAGCAGCAGCAGCAACAGCGGCAGCAGCAUCAGCAUCACAGCGCUGCACAACUAUUUCAAAAUGGCAACAUUUUUUUAAAAACUAACAAAUUUUCCUCAGGCCAUUUGCCCAAUUAUCAACUGGUGACCGCUGUGCCCGUUGUCAUUUUGGACGAUGAGAAAAAGUUCACUUCAAGCAGCGCAACGACCACAGCAAACACUGCAACGAGCACAACAGCAGCCAUGACAACAACAACAACAACAACAACAAGCACAGCAAGCUCAGCGAGCACAGCUACGAACAGCGCAACAAGAAAUGUCUUCACCUGGGGCAAGCGCAUGAGCCGUAAGCUGGAUAUAUUGAAGCGCAGCGACACCACCAACACGCACAAGUCGCACACCGAUCUUCGUUCACUCUUUCACACAUCCACACACAACAACAAUAACAAUGACAACGUCAAGGACAACUAUCAGACGCACACAUUAAAGAAAUGCAAAUCCGGACCUAUCGAGACGAUAAAACAGCAGCAGAAGAACCAACAGCAGACGCAUGAGCAACAACAAAGCCGACAACCCAAACAGCAACAACAAAAUGGCCACAUACACCAGAAGCAAGAGAAAUCGAAGGACGCCAACGCUGGCAACAACCAGCAGUCAACACCAACACAACCGAACGCGCAACACCGCUCACAGAAAGCUAUCAAAAAUUUCUUCCACCGCAUCGGCUCUACCGGCAUGCUCAACCACAAGUCCCACAAUCUGAUUAAGGCCGCCGAACCGAGCGGCUCGACUGCAAGCAAUUUGUACCGCAGCAGCUCCACUAGUCAGCUGACCAGCUCGUCAUACAUCAAGUGCGACGAUCCGACGGAGGGCCUGAACUUGGCCAACAACCGGCAGGGCAAACUGCAAAAGGGUGCCACGAACGCAGCAACAAAUCUGAAGUCGAGCAGCUGCGAUGACAUCGCCAAAGUGGGCACAUGCACUUCGCCGAGUGGGGAAGCCACAGCGACUGGCGUUCAGACGCAAGGUGUGGCCUCCCAGUCCGGCGUUGCUGGGCAAGAGUCAUCUAAUCGACGCGGCGCUUUCCCUUACGCCUUUCUACGCUCGCGCCUUUCAGUGUUGCCUGAAGAAAACGGCGGUUCGGUGAUGAAGCAGCCAUCACUGUGCAGUUUGCACACAAUCGGCGCUGGUGGUGUGCAAGAGAUGCCGCAUCCAUCUGCGCAGUACCUACAGGUGGGUCAGCAGUAUUCACCAGUUCCACAGCAUCGCAACUCAACACCGUUGCUGCCCAGUGAAGCCGCAGCGUUGGCCGAAGGCGCCAUGGACUCUAUAUCGCUGGCAAGCACUUCUCCAAAUCACCAACAGAAGGUGAUUUAUCGGAAUGGCGCGCUGAUCAAGCGCUACUCCUCGGACGACAGUGCGAUCAGCAACUGUUCGCCACAGCAGACGUCCGGCACUGGCGGUAUGAUGAUUAGCGGCGGCGUUGGCGAGGUAUUAGUGUCGCGCAACAAUAGCGUCUCCUCCAAGGACUGGGAACCACUUUACCAAAGAUUAAGUAGUUGUCUGAGUUCGAACGAGUCAGGUUACGACAGUGACGGGGGAGGUGGCGGUGGCGUAGGCGUGGGCACCAAUAGCGUCAUCGUAGGAAGCAGUGAAAGCGGGUGCGGUAGUGUUAUUUUCGUUGGGAACACCACGAAUGUACAACUGCUGGGCAAUAAUCUUGGUAUCUCCUGUGGAGAUACAGAAUCUAUUGCGUCGGGUACGCUAAAGAGGAACUCGCUGAUUUCGCUGACCUCAUCCGAGAGCGGUGUGGGAUGUGGCGGUAUACGUAGUAAUAGCAUAUGCAGCACGGCGAGCGGCUCAGUCUCAUUGGGUGGCUACAAUUACGACUACGAGACGGAGACCAUACGCAGACGAUUCCGGCAGAUAAAGUUGGAGCGAAAGUGUCAGGAAGACUGCAUUGGGCUGGUGUUGUCACCGAAGACUGUCAUGACCUCAACGAACGAACAGCAGUACCGUUACCUGAUAGUGGAGAUCGAUCCGUACGGCAUGGCCCAGAAAGAUGGCCGCCUGCGCUUGGGCGACGAGAUUGUCAACGUGAACGGUAAACACUUGCGUGGCAUGCAGUCCUUCGCCGAAGUGCAGCGCCUACUCUCGACGUUCGCGAACAACUGCAUCGAUUUGGUGAUCGCACAUGACGAGGUCGCUACAGUCACUGAUUUCUAUACGAAAAUCAAAAUCGACGGCAGUUCAGCACAAGCAUACAAUUCCCUGCAGUCUCUACAUGCCGGUAGUAGCGAACCAGCGCCAGCGUCGGCGCCGCCCUCAGCCAACCCACAGAGCGAGUAUAUGGCGCGCGCGCGCAAGCGUCUCAGCUAUACGCAGCGUACUCAGAGCACGGACAGCAUCAACAGUUAUGAUCUACAUAGCCUGCAGUUGGCGCUGGAGAACGAGCAGACACGGCAACGAGAAACGCGACGUCCAUCCUCCGAUGUAGUGGACUCCGCCGCCAGUGAGCUGGAUGUGGAUGAUGAUGCGCGCUCACUGGCCAGUGUGGCGACAAUGCAUUCGCUCAGUUCGAUGCCAACGCCCAUGCCGCUGAUGCAGCAUAGACGUUGCUCCACACCGCGGCACUCCAUGGAUGUAGCGGCUUGUAGUGGUGAGUUUGUAGCCGAACAUACGCGUAGACGCGCGCGCUCAUCCUCCGGGCAACGCAAUCUCGAGCUGACGCCGCUGUGCACCGCAAACACUGAGUACACGCCGGUGUAUGCAAACCGCGCGUCCAGCAUUUCACUGGCCACGCACACGAUCAGCGACGAUGAGAAGUGGCAGCUGUUGACACGCAAGCGCUGCUCUGAGGGCGCGGCGCUACUGCGCGUUCAACAGCAAUCGCAGGACGAGCUGCUGGCAGGUUGUGGACGCGUGGCGGGCAAUCGUAGUGCGUCGCUGACUUAUGGUACGCCUGCGCCAUCGACGACGAGUACAUUUGCGGAUGCUGCCGAUGGUUCAGGCGAUCAACAGCGACCGCAACCGCAACCAUUUCCUUCGCGCACGCAUUACACGCGCAACUCCAUCAACCUGUCCAACUCGCACUAUCGUUCGCUGCGGUUUGCCCAUUCGCGGCUCAGCUCGUCGCGUCUGAGUUUAUUUAUACAGCCACAGCCACAGCCACAGCCAAGUGGCGGCGGCGGCGCUACCGUUGAGGCCAAUAGACUAACAACCACAGCAACAAAUAACAAUAACUGUAUUUACCAAAACUCCAAAGCCACUAAUAGUACAAAUAAUACUAAAACACAAACAACAAUAAACGCGACGCCGACUACAACAAAGACGGCGGUAGCAGCAGCGGCAGCGGCAAUGACAGCAACGAAGGUGGCAACAACCAGUACUGUGGAUGCGAAGACCUCAGGAAAGUGCGCCAAUACCACCGACGAUGAUGUGAGCAGCCAGCGAAGGCAACAACAACAACGACGAGCGUCCUUCGAUCUCACUAACAACACUAAUACAAAUGCUAAUACUUAUCAUCUCAUAUCUUACCAACAACAACAACAACACCACCAAAACCAACAGCAACAACAACAACAACAACAACAACACAACCAGCGACACCCUGCAACGCAAUCACAUUUGUAUCAACAACUUUUAACUGUACCAACAUCUUCUAUGCCAACAGCAUUAACCGCUUCGAAUAAUUCGACUACAAAAACCACAACAGCGGCAACAGGUACAAAGCCUCUAACAACAACCAGCUGCCUUAACUCAUUACAAUAUCAUCGCCCUUCAUUGCCCGCCGCAAAACUAACAAUACGCGACGAAGAAAUGGCCGAAGUCAUACGCGCCUCGAUGAGCGACGGUUCCAGCCGUUGUACAACACAAAAGACUAUAACGUAUUUCAAGGGACCCGGCAUGAAAUCACUGGGUUUUAGCAUUGUUGGCGGACGUGAUUCACCUAAAGGCAAUAUGGGUAUUUUCGUUAAGACCGUAUUCCCAUCCGGGCAAGCGGCCGAUGAUGGUACGCUGCAGGCGGGCGACGAGAUUGUCGAAAUUAAUGGCACGUCCGUGCAAGGUAUGAGCCACGCGGAAACAAUACGCCUAUUCAAGGAUGUGCGUGAGGGUGCUAUAGUGCUCAAGGUGCUGAGGAGGAAGUUACAAAAGGCUAAAUCAAUGGGCGCGUAAGAUGAAUUUUUGGAGAAAAACAGAAGUCAAAGGACAUCCUAUUAUAUCGGACGGACGGACGGACGUUUGUUCAAGCUACAACAAAAAGUCUUCGCUAUGUAAAAUAAGUAAUUAUAAGCAAAUGUAAUUUAAGAACUAAUUUAUAUGUAUGUAAUUUAAUUGUGAAAAUAUUUUUAUAAACACAGAAUGAUUUAAAAAAAUAAGCUAAUUUAGUUGUGAGCUCGACUUUCAUGUUUAGUGUUAAAUGUAAAAUAUAUGUAUAUUCAAAAAAAAAAAAGUAAUAUAUAUAUAUAUAUAUGUAUAUAUAAAUUUUUUCGUUGUUGUAAAAAUUACGCACACUACUAAGAUUUGUCGUGCAAAAUUUCAAUGUAAUACCAGUUUCGUGUUUAAAAAAUGCUAGCUUUCACGCCAAAAGUAAAGUGUUGUUCAGUAAAAAUAAUGAAUAUAUGUAUAACUAUAAAUACGUUAAAUACAAUAAAAAUUAUGAUUUUCAAGGCUUUGCCAAUUAUAUAUAAGUGUAAAUAAUUAAAAUUUUAAUAAAAAAUGGACAUGAAAUAUAACCAAAGCAGUGUUUUUGUUUAAAUUAAGUUGG